AUGGGCUUUGCAGAUAUUCUUGACAGUUUAGGAGGCAUGGGCCGCUUUCAAAGGAUGUCCGUGGCGUUUCUAGCUAUCCCGCUCAUGAUGCUGGCCGGUCACAACCUCCUGCAGAACUUCACGGCAGGUAUCCCCGGACAUCACUGCCAGAUCCGCAUCACAGCCAAUCACACCCGCCACGCCGGCAACAUCACCGCUCCCCUGGGAGCCGAACAUCUCCUCCGGAUCUCCAUCCCGAUGGAAGGCGACCGGCGGGCUGAGCGGUGUCGCCGCUUCACCGCCACCCAGUGGCGCCUCCUCGACCCAAAUGUCACCCUGGGCAACGACACUACUGCGGAGACAGAACCGUGCGUUGACGGGUGGACGUACGACCGCAGCGUCUUUGCCAACACCAUCGUCAGUGAGUGGGAUUUGGUGUGUGACUCCCGGACCAUGAGGCAAAUGGCUCAGUCCAUCUACAUGGCUGGAGUCCUGAUCGGAUCAAUCAUCUUAGGGGGCCUCGCAGACAGGUUCGGCCGGAAAGCCAUCCUCGUCUGGAGUUACCUGCAGAUGGGGGCAGCGGGCGCCUGCACCGCUUUCGUGCCAAAUUUCACUGCUUACUGCGUCCUCCGCUUCCUGUGCGGAAUGGCCAUGUCAGGGAUAUCGCUCAACUCCGUCUCGCUGUGCAUGGAGUGGAUCCCAACCAAAUACCGUGCCAUUGUGGGCACCAUCAACGGUUACUGCUACACCACUGGGCAGUUCAUCCUGGCCGGAGUGGCGUACGCCAUCCCUGACUGGCGUUGGCUGCAGCUCACUGUCUCGCUGCCUUUUUUUGUAUUCUUCCUCUACUCCUGGCUGUUUGUUGAGUCGGCACGCUGGCUGACAAUUUCAGGGAAACAGGAGCAGGCGUUGAAAUGUUUGAAGAGAGCUGCCUGGAUAAACGGGAGAAAGAAAGAAGGAGACAAACUCAGUAUGGAGGUGUUGAAAUCCAGCAUGCAGAAGGAGCUCCCCUCGACCAAAUCCAGCCACACAGUUGCUGACCUGGUGCAGACCCCUGCCAUUCGCAAAAUCUCUUGCGGGGUGUCUUUCAUCUGGUUUGCCACUAGCUUUGCCUAUUAUGGGCUGGCCAUGGAUCUCCAAAACUUUGGCUUCAACCUCUAUCUAACCCAGCUGGUCUUUGGUGCCGUCGACUUCCCGGCCAAGUUCAUCUCGGUGAUGACCAUCACUUUCGUGGGCCGUCGCUUCUCCCAGGCUCUGUCGCUCAUCCUGGCUGGGCUGUGCAUCUUGGCCAACAUCUUUGUGCCUCAAGAUCUGAACAACCUGCGGAUGACGUUUGCCGUAAUUGGGAAGGGGUCUCUGGCCGCCUCGUUCAACUGUGCCUACAUCUUUUCUGGAGAGCUUUUCCCGACUGUUAUCAGGCAAUCAGGGAUGGGGCUUGGCGGAACCAUGGCCCGCGUGGGAAGCAUGAUCGCCCCUCUGGUGAAGAUGUCAGGGGACUUUUUCCCACCACUACCGCUCAUCAUCUAUGGGGCUGCUCCCAUCAUCUCUGGCGUCGUCACCUGUUUCCUCCCGGAGACUCUGAACGUCCCGUUGCCAGAGACGAUUGAGCAAGUGGAAAGACAGUCACGGCCCAGCCAAGAGGAUGAGCAGCAAAUGAAGGUUUUGAUUUCACCGACCAAGCCUGAUCCCAACAAAGAGGGCAGUUAA
Elgaria multicarinata webbii is the source of this 1686-nucleotide messenger RNA. RefSeq names its product solute carrier family 22 member 6-A-like. Gene Ontology annotation, biological process: transmembrane transport. NCBI's taxonomy places the organism in Eukaryota, Metazoa, Chordata, Lepidosauria, Squamata, Anguidae. The record is from RefSeq and is a predicted model, not a curated record. Gene Ontology annotation, cellular component: membrane. Gene Ontology annotation, molecular function: transmembrane transporter activity. The coding region runs from base 1 to 1686 and encodes 561 amino acids. The transcript has 10 exons.